Messenger RNA from Caenorhabditis elegans, 568 nucleotides. It is a transcript of the gene lin-52, whose product is annotated as Protein lin-52. NCBI's taxonomy places the organism in Eukaryota, Metazoa, Nematoda, Chromadorea, Rhabditida, Rhabditidae. The coding region runs from base 8 to 493 and encodes 161 amino acids. Gene Ontology annotation, cellular component: nucleus; DRM complex. The record is from RefSeq and is marked reviewed. The transcript has 3 exons. Gene Ontology annotation, biological process: regulation of DNA-templated transcription.
GAAAAAAAUGUCGCGUCCGCUAGGAUUUAUUGGAUACGAAUUUGGAGAUGACGAAAUGUUCGUCCAACAAAUGAUCGAAAAGAAAUCAAACGCAGAACAGGCGAAAAUGCUUGAACAACAGAAAAAGAUGCUCGAAUGCACCGAAACAAUGCCAGAAGAAAGUGAGCCAGUUCCAAUGAAAUGUCUCGAUUUUGAAGAAGCAUUUCAAAGCGAAUCAGUAUCAAAAGGUUACGAAUCGCCAUACAAGAAUAUUUCGUUUCUCAAGGAAGAUGCUGUGACUGUUAAUACAAUGAGCCACUGCCCAGCCGACGAUAUCGCCAAGCUCAUCCGAAACAUUCAAAACUCGGUGUACACUCUUGGAAUCGAAGAAGCUCGCCAGUGCCGACGUGGAAAGUUGCUCAACGUGCUGAAACCCACUGGCUCGGCUUCUCCGAGAUAUUUGCAGCCAACACCACCGAAAAAUGUAGCGGAAGAAACGACAGGAAGCCAGUGAAUUGAAUAGUGGUCUAUCAAAAAAUAAUGAUCUCAUCAUUCAUUAACAUUCACAUGAAUAAACUUGAUUACUAAC